This is a messenger RNA of Olea europaea var. sylvestris, 973 nucleotides long. RefSeq names its product protein MICRORCHIDIA 4-like. Bases 10 to 639 code for a protein of 209 amino acids. Lineage: Eukaryota; Viridiplantae; Streptophyta; Magnoliopsida; Lamiales; Oleaceae. The record is from RefSeq and is a predicted model, not a curated record. The transcript has 5 exons.
AAAGAGCAUAUGUAUGGAAAGGAUGAUAUGAAGAAGAAAGCAUCUGGAAAGCCACGAAGUUCUUCCGGACAAUCAUCGUCUUCUGCUGAGGAUGUCAGUGACGAUGUGCAAAUUAACAUUUCCAGGAAUCGAGUCAAUGGUUUAUCCUCUAAGAAGUUAUCAGGAAAAGAUGGAUUUCCAAUGCCUUCUGGCUUGAGAUACGGUGAAGUUUCAGGAAAUAAUUUGCCCAUCGUGAGGCCUGUUCAAACAACGAGAAAUUUAAGAUCCCAGGAAGAUGAUUUUAACAGAGAAGAGUUAUGGCACACAAUGGAACAGUUGAAAGAAGAAAACAGAAUGCUGAAAGAAAGAUUGCAAAGGAAAGAAGAAGAGAUUCUAGGUGAUCUGCUAUAUGAUCUACGGAGUGAAAAGGAUAAAUGCAAAUCACUUGAAGCUGAGCUGCACAAGGCAAAUCGAAAAAUCCAGGAACUGGUCAAAGAACAAGAUAGUUUGAUCGAUAUAUUCUCAGAAGAAAGGGAACGUCGAGACAUUGAGGAAGAAAAUUUGAGAAAGAAAUUAAAGGAGGCAUCAAAUACCAUCCAAGAAUUGCUGGACAAGGUGAAACAUUUGGAGAGGUCUUCAAAUGGAGAAUUGGAGCGUUGAGAAAUAGUGAUAGGAUUUUACGUUCUGCAUUCAUCUACUGUUCAUUCAUAGAUCUAUAAAGCACGUUGAAGAUUGCAGAUGAAGGCAGGCACAUAAUCUCCCUAAUCUCACUAACAUUUUUCAAACAGGUAACUGAUGCUGGUUCUUUCUAUUGCUUCUCGUGAUCAUAGAUGACUUGAUGUUAGGAGGUUAGGGAUGAGAUAUUUUUCCCUCGGAACCAGAGUAUGUAAUUAUUGUACUGCACAAUAUAUUGUCUCAAAUAAUUUACUAAUUCUAUGGAUAGCUUUAGCCAGAUUAUCUAGCAUGAAGAAUUUUCCCUGCUUUCUGCUCUUUA